UUCACAGGGAAAACUCCUAAGCUGCAUGCAGAGGUGGAAGCAAAUGUGCAGAGAGAUCUGUGUCUGACCGACAACCCAUCUGCAGUGCAGGAAUCUCCAUCGAGGAGCAGUUUGCAGCUAGCUGUUAGAAGUCCUGCUGCAAUGAAGCUGUUGAAGAGCACCAGACCUGAGGAGCAAGAUGGAGAAGAUAUUGAGAGGAGGAAGAGGAGGAGGAAGGCCAACAAACGGAAAAGGGAAGGGAAAAGUCACGAAGAAGAGAGGUCUCUGUCUUGUGAUAUCAAGCUAGACGAUACCCUCGAUCGCACCUUAGAAGAUGGUGCCAAACAGCAUAACCUGACAGUGGUCAAUGUGAGAAAUAUCCUGCAUGAAGUGAUCACCAACGAGCACGUGGUUGCCAUGAUGAAAGCAGCAAUCAGUGAAACAGAGGAUAUACCUUUGUUUGAACCCAAAAUGACUCGUUCCAAACUGAAGGAAGUUGUGGAGAAGGGAGUGGUGAUUCCAACGUGGAAUAUUUCUCCAAUUAAGAAGGCAAACGAGGUGAAGCCACCUCAGUUCGUGGACAUCCCUCUUGAGGAGGAUGAUUCGUCUGAUGAAGAAUACCAGCCUGAUGAUGAAGAUGAAGAUGAGACUGCAGAAGAGAGCUUACUGGAAAGUGAUGUGGAGAGCACUGCUUCCUCUCCUCGGGGAGCAAAGCGGUCCAGGACUCGGCGAUCUUCUGAUGAAGAGGGAGGAGCACUCUGUGAGGUGGAGAAGGUUCCUACGCCUGUUGUUAGACAUAUCAGUGCUGAAGUAGUUCCCAUGGGACCUCCACCUCCUCCUAAACCAAAGCAAAGCAAAGACAGCACGUUCAUGGAGAAGCUGCAUGCAGUGGAUGAAGAGCUGGCUUCCAGCCCAGUGUGCAUGGACUCCUACCAGCCUCUGGAAGACAGCCUCAUUGCCUUCAGAACCCGAUCCAAGAGACCCCUGAAGGAUGUUCCCCUGGGUCAGCUGGAGGCUGAGCUCCGAGCCCCAGAUAUCACACCUGAUAUGUAUGAUCCCAACACUGCAGAUGAUGAGGAGUGGAAAAGGUGGCUUGGAGGGCUCAUGAAUGAUGAUGUGGAGAAUGAAGAUGAAUUGGACGACGAUGAUGACCCCGAGUACAACUUCCUGGAAGAUCUGGAUGAGCCAGACACAGAGGACUUCAGAAAUGAUCGUGCUGUGAGAAUUACCAAAAAGGAAGUGAAUGAGCUGAUGGAGGAGCUGUUUGAGACAUUUCAGGAUGAGAUGGGUUUCUCAAACAUGGAAGAUGAAGGCCCAGAAGAUGAAGAUAACGUUACAGAGUCACGGCCAAAUUUUAAUACACCACAGGCACUGAGGUUUGAAGAGCCUUUGGCCAAUUUACUGAAUGAACAGCACCGCACUGUGAAGGAACAACUUGAGCAGUUGAGAAUGAAGAAGUCAUCUAUCAAACCACCACAAGAGACAGAGAAAUCAAAGCCUCAGAGUGAGAAGCCCCUCCAGAGCCUUGUUCUGGACUGUGCACAAAGGAAAAGGCUGCAGCAACAAAUGCAGCAGCACGUUCAGCUUCUGACUCAAAUCCAUCUUCUUGCAAGUUCCAACCCCGCUUUAAGUUCAGAAGCAAGUACCACGAAGAUGUUUUUGAGCGAGCUGGGGAACUUUGCUCAGAGCUCCACACUCCUUCGUCAGUCGUUCUAUCCGAAGUUUCAGACGAUGUUCCAGCCCUGUAACUUGAAGGGAGCCUUGCAGCUCGUUGAGGAUUUCCAUGCCCAAGUCCAGGUUGACUGCAGCCCUCGCAAAGCUGCGAAGAAGAGCGCCAAUGAUUUUCCAUGUUUGCCAAAGCAAGUGGCCUGGAUUUUGGCAACAAGGAGAGUCUUUAUGUAUCCAGAGCUACUGCCAGUUUGUUCCUUGAAAGCAAACCCUCCUCGGGACAAGAUUAUCUUCACCAAGGCAGAGGACAAUUUAUUAGCUUUGGGUCUGAAACAUUUUGAAGGGACAGAGUUUCCAAAGCCUUUGAUCAGCAAGUAUCUCUUGCCAACAAAAACUGCCCACCAGCUGACAGUGCGAAUCAAGAAUCUCAAUAUGAAUCGAGCCCCGGAUAACAUCAUCAGACACUAUAAAAAGACAAAGCAGUUGCCUGUUCUGUUCAAGUGCUGUGAUGAAAUCCAACCUAAUGAGUGGAAGCCACCUGUGGAAAGGGAAGAGCAUCGCCUGCCAUUUUGGCUGAAGGCAAGCUUGCCUUCCAUUCAGGGGGAAUUGAAGCAAUUAGCAGAAGAUGCCAGGGAGGUGCCAGGCUCAACCGGUGAGGAGUCAGACCUCUUGGGCACAGAAAAGGAAUCCUCAGACACAGAAUGUGGUGAAAAAUACCCUCUGCUCAUGCCGAAGGGACUGGUCCUGACCUUGAAGCCUCUUGCCAAUCGAUUCUCUAGGAGAGCAUGGAGAAGACAGAAGUCUUCAGCCCUGAAGCCUGUCCUCAUCCGACCGAGUCCUUGCCUGCAGCCCGGUUCCAACACCGUUAACAUUCAGAAAACUGUGAAGUUAUCCCAGUCAGAAGCUCCUCCUGGCAAAGUGAUGGUUCAGAUUCCUCAGUUAAUCCAACCAGCUACGGUUGUGCAGACAGUUCCAGGAGUGCAGCCUUUGAAUGUGCCAGCAGUGGUAGGAAGUGGGGAUGGCUUGGAAUUUCAGAAUGUGCUCUCUGCUUCGCAUCCGGACUCCAGGCAAGGUUUCUCGGGUGCUGUGCCACCAGCUCUGGUGUCCUCAAAUCCUGUCACUUUUCAGCCCAAACUGAUGUUGCCAGAUUUGGCUGGAACAAAAAUACGCAAACCUUGUGUUCGUAAGGGAUACCAAAAGAAGAAAGGGACAAAAGCUGCCCCACUGAUAAAGGCUCCACCUUUGAUUCAGCCAUCUCCUGUCAUCCUUACUGUGCCUGCUACCACUGUGAAAGUGGUUAACAUUGGCAAUGGUUGCAAUAUGAUUCAGUCCAUAAAUACAGCUGUUGGUAGAGGCACUCAAGCUAUUCCAGUUACAACCUUACUGGUAAAUCCUUCCACUUUCCCAUGUCCAUUAAAUCAACCUCUGGUGACGUCUUCAAUUCCUUCGUUGAUUGUCUCUCCUAACCCUGUUGGUCUUUCUGCAUCAUCUGUUGGUGAAAGUGAAGAGCAGCUGAAUCUGAUUCCUUCGUGCACUGCUGGAAACAACAAGAAUUCCUGUCCUGUGGUGGAGCCCAAGGCUGAACCCCAGGAGCUGUGUGUUCCGUGCUCAGCUGCCUCCCCCAAGAAGGACUGCAGUGCAAACCCCACUGCUUCAAAUAAUGGCAGUCAGGAAAAGGUAAACAAAAGUGACUGCUGUAGCUGGACUGUGGUAAAAGCAGAAGAGAACGGUUCAGAGCCGUUGUCUGUGGACCUUUUGCCUCGUUUAGAAGAUGCAGAUAAAACAGUGAAAACUGAAGCUGAAGAUUCAAAUGAUGCUGUCAAGGAAGUAAAUCCAGUACAGAAGAGGAAUCUGCUGUGUGCUGAGGUUAAGGAGGAGUUCAUGCUGGGGCUUGGCCAGGAGCUGAACAUGGAGGCUGCGUGCUCGUGUGUUAAUGAGCUGAAAGAAAUUAAAAAGGAGCACGCUUUGUGUGAGGAGAAGGGAGAAGAAGAAAGGAGGGCUUUGCAGUCUUCUCCCCGUGAUGAAGCACAGAGGGAAGCGGGUGCCGUUGGUGGAGCACAAGCAAGCAGUGAGUCUCCAAAGAAUCAUUCAUCCACAGCAGAUAUUGAAACAGAAUUUAGCAGCCCUCUGGGAAGACCAGAGGAUUCAUCCAGCAUGGAUGGGCAGUCUGUUGGGACACCCGCUGGCCCUGAAGCUGGAGGAGAAAGGGAAGGGCAGGAGGAGGAAGAGGACGAUGACUUUGAUGAUUUUACACAAGAUGAAGACGAGGAGAUGUCGUCAGCCUCGGAAGAAUCCAUCCUUUCAGUGCCUGAACUUCAGGAGACAAUGGAAAAGCUGACCUGGCUUGCAACAGAGAGACGUUUAAGCCAAGAAGGAGAUUCUGAAGAAGAGAAUUCUCAGGAAGAGAACUCUGAGCCGGAGGAAGAGGAGGAGGAGGAAGGGGAGGGAAUAGAGAGCUCACAGAAAGAUGAUGAAGUGUGUGGAGAUGUGUCAGAGGAACCUAAGUCAGCCUUCACGCUGACCAGCAUGGCCCCGCAGGUGGAAGCCCACAGAAUGCCACCAGGAGAGAACAUGAAAGCCCCUGGGAAAAGCAGGAGCUCUCAUAGAGCCAGAAAUAAGAGGGGCCGGGCACGAGCAAGCAAAGACACAUCAAAGCUGCUCCUCUUGUAUGAUGAAAACAUCCUGGAGAGGGACCCCCUGAGGGAGCAGAAGGAUCUGGCGUUUGCACAGGCGUAUCUGACCAGGGUGCGUGAAGCACUGCAGCACAUUCCUGGAAAGUAUGAAGACUUCCUUCGUGUUAUCUACGAGUUUGAGAUCAGCAUGGACAAGCAAACAGCUGUGGAUCUAUAUUUCACUUUACAGAAACUGUUGCAUGACUGGCCACAGUUGCUCACAGACUUUGCUGCCUUUCUUUUGCCAGAACAAGCUUUGGAGUGCGGGCUGUUUGAGGAGCAGCAAGCGUUUGAGAAGAGCCGGAAGUUCCUCAGGCAGCUGGAGAUCUGCUUUGCUGAAAAUCCUGCCCACCAUCAAAAGAUCAUCAAAGUUCUGCAGAGUUCUGUGGACUGCCUCCCCCAGGAGAUUGCAGAGCUGAAGACCCAAAUGUGGCAACUGCUGAAAGGACACGACCACUUGCAGGAUGAGUUCUCUGUGUUCUUUGACCACUUACGGCCCUCAGCCAGCCGCAUGGGGGAUUUUGAGGAAAUCAACUGGACAGAAGAGAAGGAAUAUGAGUUUGAUGGCUUUGAAGAGGUGUCUUUGCCAGAUGUAGAAGAAGAGGAUGAACCACCCAAGAUUCAUUCAGCCCCCAAAAAUAAGAAACGUAAAGAAAUCGGAGGCCAGAACAACGACAAGGAGGCUGAGUGGGGAGAUGGGAUGAAGGAAUGCUCGUGUUCCUGCCAUGAAGGGAGUGGUGAACUCAAGCUGAAGAAGAGCAAAAGGAGGAGCUGCAGCCAUUGUAGCAGUAAGGUGUGUGAAAACAAAUUUUAUAAAAAUAAAGAUUCUCAAGAGCUGAGUGCCAGCAUUGCUCAGCAAGAAUCCAGUCCUCAGCCUGAAGGGAAGGAUUCUGGAACAUCGAAGGAACCUGCAGAAGAAAACUUGGAGAACAGAGAUGAGGGGGAGGAUGUUCAGAGCAGAACAAAAACUGCAUUGAGGAAAGGGGAUCCUCUGCCUGCAGGAUCUCACCCAGAAGGAAGAGCAGCCUGCAGCAGACACACAUCUCCAGACAAAGCUGCAUUGCCUGAACGCCGGCUCCAGGAAGGAGCUGUGAGUGCUGCCAAGGACAGUCACUCUUUCAUUGCUGCACCCGGAUGGACACGCAUGCAGAAAGCUGCCCCAAAACUACCUCAAGAAACCAAAGGCAGCCCUCGCAGUGCAGGGAGCGGCAGUGAAGGACUGAAGCAGCAGCAGCAGCAAGGAGGUGUGGAUGCUUCCCUUGAGCUGAGCAGAGAUCUGCUCUUGUCGUCUUGUUCUGCCACGCUGAAAGGCUCCGUGCGACCCGGCUCCUCCAAAAACAGUUUGUGUCAGACUGAAGGGCUUCCCUCAGAUUCAUCAGAUAAGUUCGGUCAUUCUUCAAAAUUAAAUGCAAGAGAAUUUGAGGGACCACCUUUGGCUCUGGAAGGAAAAUCUGAAGCAAAGCAGAGUUGGAUAACACCAGCUAGAAAACCAGCACUGGGUAAGAGCUGCUGCUCGCCGUCCCCCAGUAAUUGUGCUUUGGAAGCAGAUAAAAUGGGCUGCACUGGAAGUGUUCCUGAGAACAGAUUAAAGUCAAAUGCAAACAACUGCUUCCAGGUGCACCAGCAUUCUGAGGAGCUGGAAUACAGAGUGUGCACUGCCUCCCUGGGGCAGAAGGAAGAGGAGCAGCAACAGCAGCGAGUCACGGAAGCAACGGUGUGUGCCAAGAACAGCAAAGUCAGCUCUACUGGGGAGAAGGUUGUUCUCUGGACGAGGGAGGCAGACAGAGUCAUCCUCACCACCUGCCAGGAGAAAGGAGCCCACCUGGAAACCUUCCAGGCCAUCUCACAGAAAUUGGGCAACAAGACAGCUGCUGAGGUGUCCCACAGGUUCAGGGAACUGAUGAAGCUGUUCCACACCUCCUGUGAUGGGAGCUCAGAAGAUGAGGAGGAUGCAACGAGCACCAGCAAUGCAGACCAGCUGUCAGACAAAGACCUCCUGCUUUCUGAGGAGGAACCCGACGACUGAGGCUUUCCUGACUGCAGCAGGAGAGCUGUUUGCUGCAGAUAACAGAGGAAAAAUGCUUCUGCACGUACUUGGUGGCACCUUUCUUUUGGUUCACUUGGGUUUCUGCCAAGCAGCACUUUUCCAUCUGCAUUGAAUUAAGGGAACAAAGAGGAAUAUCCUCCUUUAGGAACAGUGUGAGGCACUUCAGAAGCAGGGUGACAGAAGCGAUGGUUCUGGCUGCGGUAAAGAUUUGGGCCGUUCUACCUUUGCAUGUAAAUACUGUAUCAUAAGAUGUCUGUUUUCAUGUGGAACACAAGACUUUUUGUAAAUUUUCUUCCCUUGUGUUGAUUGUAUAUGGGAAAGUUAACAGAAUUCAGAUGGUAUUUAUUAUGUGGUCUUACUCUAAAGCACACGAGUUGGGUGCAAAGUCAAGGAAAGCAGCUUUCCUCCUUGAGAACACAAGUGCAAGUAGACUGCACAACUCGAGCCAGCCUUUUAAUAGUCUAAAAUAAAAAAGAAAGUCACAGUUGG
Molecule: messenger RNA, 6855 nt
Organism: Meleagris gallopavo (turkey)
Lineage: Eukaryota; Metazoa; Chordata; Aves; Galliformes; Phasianidae
Source: RefSeq, a predicted model, not a curated record